This is a messenger RNA of Aphis gossypii (cotton aphid), 611 nucleotides long. RefSeq lists its product as uncharacterized. NCBI's taxonomy places the organism in Eukaryota, Metazoa, Arthropoda, Insecta, Hemiptera, Aphididae. Bases 159 to 611 code for a protein of 150 amino acids. The transcript is spliced from 2 exons. The record is from RefSeq and is a predicted model, not a curated record.
UUGGCUUAAACAACCAUUUUACGUCUGUAGCUCACGAAGUGUAGACGUCUAUUUAUUGUGUGUUUUUAAUAAUAAUUUAAUUUAACUUUUUAAAUUAAUACUUUAAUAUGGAAACGAAAUAAUCAAAACUUGCAAUUUGUGCUGCAGCAUAUUAUGUUAUGGCAAGUGGUGAAAUUUUAAUAAAUAAUAACAAAAAAGAUAAGGUGACAAGAAAGAGAAGACGAUAUUGGGUGAAUGAAUAUUAUAAAAGUCGAAAUAAGUACAAUGCUACAAAUAUGCUUUAUGAUUUGACUUUAAACUCUACAAAAAAAUUCGAAAAUUUUUGCCGAAUGUCACCUGAAGAUUUCGAAUAUUUGUUAAAUAAAAUUGGACCAUCAAUAACAAAAACUGACACCAAUAUGAGAAAAUCUAUCCCUAUCCAAGAAAAAUUAGCAGUUACAUUAAGAUAUUUAGCUUCUGGAGACAGUUUUAUUAGUUUAUCUUAUAUGUUUAAAUUCUCUCCACAAUCAGUGUCAAGAUGUGUUCAAGAAGUAUGCAGUGCAUUAAUACAAGAAUUAAAAGAUGAAAUUAAGGUUGUUCGAACCCGAAUGACUUCCCGCCGAUUCAUCUAA